Entelurus aequoreus (snake pipefish) is the source of this 2348-nucleotide messenger RNA. RefSeq names its product gastrula zinc finger protein XlCGF57.1-like. The transcript has 3 exons. The record is from RefSeq and is a predicted model, not a curated record. Lineage: Eukaryota; Metazoa; Chordata; Actinopteri; Syngnathiformes; Syngnathidae. Bases 236 to 1882 code for a protein of 548 amino acids.
CUAUGGUCUACGUCACCUCCUGUCGUCACGUCUUGCUAUUGCUAUUUCCGUGUUGCUGUGCUAAUCAUAUCGAUCGAUGAGGAAAGGUGUAAUCUAUUCCAGUCACUGGAACAACGUCCGUGCUGAACAUUUCCACCGAGCUGGCGAGGUGAGACGCCAUACAACUCACAUACAUUGACUCGACGACGUCAGGGAAGAAAAUCUUCCUCCUGAGCAGCAGGAGUGGACCUCCAACAUGAAGCAGGAGGAGCUACAGCUCCCUCAGAUUAAAGAGGAAGAAGAGGAGCCACAGAACCCCUACUUUGAAGAGGUGGAGCCACAGUCCCCCCAUAUUAAAGAAGAAAAGGAUGAACCACGGCCCCUCCAUAUCAAAAAGGAAGAGGAGGAACACAGCAUCAGUCAGGAGGGAGAGCAUAUUGAAAGGUUGCGGGAGUUCCGGUUGAUUGGUGACAUUGUGAAGAGUGAGGGUGAUGAGAUCAAAGUUGAAAGUGUGAAGAGAGAGGUGGAGCCUUCAAGCAGCAGCUCAACUCGACACAUGACAACAGAAGCUCAUGGAGACCACUGUGGAGGAUCACAAGCAGAUAACCUCUUAAUUCCACUUUCAGAGAGUGAGGACACAACAUCACACUCUUCUGACACUGAUGAUGAAGACUAUCAAGCGGGUAUGACACGUGACACUGACAACACACAUUUUAAAUGCUCUCGUUGUGACAAAACUUUUAAAUACCAUAGCCUACUGAAAACACACAUGAGAAUACACACUGGAGAGAAACCAUACAAGUGCUCAGUUUGUGGUAAAAGUUUUUCCCAGAAGGUAAGUUUGACCAAACACAUGAAAAUACACACUGGUGAGAAACCUUUCAUGUGCACUGUUUGUGGUAGAAGUUUCACUCUGAAAGGAAAUCUGAAAACACACACCAAAAUACACACCGGAGAUAAACUUUUUACCUGUUCAGUUUGUGGUAAAAGUUUCACUCAGAGUGGAACUUUGACAAAACACAUGAAAGUACACACCGGAGAGAAACCUUUUUCAUGUUCAAGCUGCAAUGAAAGCUUUUGUGACAGAACAAAUCUUGGAAGGCACAUGAGAAUACACACUGGUGAAAGACCAUUCAAAUGCACUGUGUGUGGUAAAGGUUUCACUCAUCAAGGAAAUUUGACACAACACACAAGAAUCCACACUAGAGAGAAACUGUUUAUCUGUUCAGUGUGUGGUAUAAGUUUUGUACAACAAUCCCAUCUGAAAAAACACAUGACAAUACACACCGGAGAGAAACCAUUCAUAUGCUCAGUUUGCGGUAGAAGUUUUGCUCAGAAAGGAUCUUUAACAAAACACAUGAGAAUACACACUGGAGAGAAACCUUUUUCAUGUUCCAGCUGCAACAAAAGCUUUUCUGACAGAUCAAGUUUUGUAAGACACACAAUAAUACACACUGGUGAGAAACCUUUCAUGUGCUCAGUUUGUGGUCGAAGAUUCUAUUACAAAGGAAAUUUGACAACACAUUUUAAAAUACACACUAUAGAGAAACGGUGUGUAAAACCUUUUUCAUGUUCAAGCUGUAACAAAAGCUUCAAUAAACAAAGAAAUCUUGUAAAACACGAGAGAAUACACACUGGUGAGAAACGUAUUUUCUGUUCAAGCUGCCAAAAAAGCUUUUGUGACAGAAAAAGCCUUGCGACUCACAUGAGAACGCACUCUGGUGACAGACCAUUUGUGUGCUCAGUUUGUGGUAAAAGUUUCACUCAGAAAGGAAAUUUGAAAACACACACUAAAAUACACACUAAAGAGAAAAUGCUUACCUGUUCUCUGUGUGGUGAAGGUUUUGAACAAAAAGUAGAAUUUAAAAAACACAUGAGAACACACAGUGAGAGAACUUGUUGAGUUGAAGUGUGUGUUAAAGAUUCUCUGAUACAUGCCAGGGUAAAAGUCAGUAGUGUGCUGAGGUUUAUUCCGGAAAGCAGGUUAAGUAAAACCUCUGAGAUUAGGGAAAUUUAGGGUUUUUUAUUCGAAAAAAGAGAGGUUAGUUGAUGUCAGUUACCAUGGUAACGAACUCUACCUAACCUGUUCACUGGCAGGUUUUCUUGAACAAACCCUGUUUUUGAUGAACAUGAAGCAAACAAUCAGAAAUAGUUCAAACAAAUAAUUAUUGACAGUUUAUGUAGGUAGAGGAUUUUCAGGCCAUGGCUAGUUAUAUACACUAUCGUUGUAUACAAAUAUCUGAUUAGCCAAUUUAAAAAAAAUACUGGAUUUUAGGUACUUUAAAGGCCUACUGAAAUGAUUUUUUUUUAAUUUAAACGGGGAUAGCAGAUCCAUUUUAUGUGUCAUACUUGAUCAUUUUGCGAUAUUG